GACGGAAAAAGAGCAACGCCGUUCAAACAUCGAUUUUGUCUCUCCGGACCUGGAGAUCUCUCUCUCUCUCUUCUUCCUCCUCCUCCUCCCAAAUCCUUUCUCCUCGUCGCACGCGCACGCCCACGCGCUUCAUCUUCAUCAGCCUCGAUUCAAGUUUUGAGGAGCAUUGUGGUGCUAGGAUGGGUGUGAAGCAGGCUCUAAGGAGCAUCGAUGCGUUCCCAAGAGCUGAGGAUCAUCUUCUUCAGAAAACUCAAUCUGGUGCCGUUGUAUCCAUUGUUGGGCUCUUUAUAAUGGCUACGUUGUUCUUGAGCGAGCUGAGUUUCUAUCUUAACACACUUACCGUGCACCAGAUGUCAGUGGACUUAAAGCGUGGAGAAACUCUUCCAAUUCAUGUAAACAUGACGUUCCCAUCUUUGCCUUGUGAUGUAUUGAGCAUGGAUGCUAUCGACAUGUCAGGGAAGCAUGAAGUGGAUCUUGAUACAAACAUUUGGAAGCUCCGUCUCAACAGUCAUGGUCAUAUCAUUGGCACAGAAUAUAUAUCUGAUCUUGUUGAAAAGGAGCAUGAUCACUCUUCUCACAAGCACGAUGAACACAAGAAUGAGACGGAAGCAUUAAAUAUACUUGGGUUUGACGAAGCUGCUGAGACGUUGAUUAAAAAGGUGAAGCAAGCAUUGGCGGAUGGAGAAGGAUGUCGGGUUUAUGGAGUCCUAGAUGUACAAAGGGUUGCUGGAAACUUCCACGUUUCAGUUCACGGACUGAACAUCUACGUUGCUCAAAUGAUAUUUGGAGGGUCCAAAAACGUUAACGUGAGCCAUAUGAUUCAUGAUCUAUCGUUUGGGCCCAAGUACCCUGGAAUUCACAACCCACUUGAUGACACAAACCGAAUGCUGCAUGACACUAGUGGAACAUUCAAGUACUACAUUAAGAUUGUUCCGACAGAAUAUAGAUAUCUUUCAAAAGACAUACUGACAACGAAUCAGUACUCUGUAACGGAAUAUUACACACCUAUGAACGAAUUUGACCGGACAUGGCCAGCCGUCUACUUCUUGUAUGAUCUUUCACCCAUCACUGUGACCAUAAAGGAAGAACGCCGUAGUUUUCUCCACUUGAUCACUCGGCUUUGCGCUGUAUUAGGGGGUACCUUUGCUUUGACAGGAAUGCUAGAUCGUUGGAUGUUCCGUUUGAUAGAAUCAUUCACCAAGAAACCGAGUACCAGAAGCAUACACAAGUGAGAAACCGAGAGAAGAGAAAAAGAUCAAGGAAGGAAGAAGAAUCUGUCAAACCCUAAAUCAUGAAUCUACCUUCUGAGACAACACCCACCAGAGAGAUUACAAGAAACUCCUGGGGAGUGAUACAUUGCAAGAUAAAAAAUCAGAACAUGGAUGUAGUUUUGCAUGUUGUCAGUCUUUUUGAGUAUUUUUAUCUCUUAUGUAUUCUCUGGUCCUCCCUACAUCAUCUAGUAGAAUUAUAUGUAAUUUUAUAAAAACAUUGCAUCUUGCGAUAUGAUAGUUUUGUAACAA
Messenger RNA from Raphanus sativus (radish), 1520 nucleotides. RefSeq lists its product as uncharacterized. The coding region runs from base 180 to 1232 and encodes 350 amino acids. The transcript has 12 exons. The record is from RefSeq and is a predicted model, not a curated record. Gene Ontology annotation, cellular component: endoplasmic reticulum; COPII-coated ER to Golgi transport vesicle. Lineage: Eukaryota; Viridiplantae; Streptophyta; Magnoliopsida; Brassicales; Brassicaceae.